Messenger RNA from Microsporum canis CBS 113480, 474 nucleotides. RefSeq lists its product as uncharacterized. The transcript is spliced from 2 exons. NCBI's taxonomy places the organism in Eukaryota, Fungi, Ascomycota, Eurotiomycetes, Onygenales, Arthrodermataceae. The coding region runs from base 1 to 474 and encodes 157 amino acids. The record is from RefSeq and is a predicted model, not a curated record.
AUGGCCAACGACGGUGCAAUUAAGUCCGUGCACUGUUCCUGGAGUCAAUUUGGGCAUAUGCCGCGAGCAUUAGAGAUAUACCAAAGGGAUGGGGGAGAAUCUCUGAACCCAGAAGUUAAACCGAUGAUCGUUCUAUUCUGCAAACUAGGCAAACAAGCACAGACGCAUUGGCGCGGUCGAAAGAUUAUAGAGAACUCAGACGCCAUAGACUAUAUCAUCGAGUAUCAGGGGGUUAUCUUCGGGACUGCGACGGGCGGUAGGCACAUGGUCUUAGCUAUCGCCCUAGUUAGGGGGGAAAGUGUGCCAGUGGUUUUCCCGAGUAUCGAUACAUACAGGAUUUAUAGAGCAGAUAUUGACCUCUCGCCCGAAGAGCGGGAGCAUCUUGCAAAAUAUUCGGCAAUCGAGGCGUCGAAAUUUGCCCUUAACUGCGAUUCUUCCAGUAGUACUCUUGUCUCCUUUCCCCACCCUCCGUGA